AUGGAAGCAGAGAACAGCACCAGAAUUUCAGAAUUUCUCCUUCUGGGACUCUCAGAGGACCCAGAGCUGCAGCCCCUCAUCUACGGGCUCUUCCUCUCCAUGUACCUGACCACGGUGCUCGGGAACCUGCUCAUCCUCCUGGCCAUCGUCUCCGACCCCCACCUGCACACGCCCAUGUGCUUCUUCCUCUCCAACCUGUCCUUUGUGGACGUGGGCUUCACCUCCACCACUGUGCCCAAGAUGCUGGUGAACAUCCAGACACACAGCCAGCUCAUUACCUACGCAGGCUGCAUCACGCAGAUGUCCUUUUUCUUGCUCUUUGGAGAGCUGGACAACUUCCUCCUGGCCGUCAUGGCCUACGACCGCUUCGUGGCCAUCUGUCACCCCCUCCACUACAUGGUCAUUAUGAACCCCUGCCGGUGUGGCUUCCUCAUUCUGGGGUCCUGGAUUCUGAGUGUCCUGCACGCUUUGUUGCAAAGCUUAAUGGCUCUGCAGCUGUCUUUCUCUACUGACCCCCAAAUCCCUCACUUCUUCUGUGAACUCAAUCAAGUGGCCCAGAUUGCCUGCUCUGAAAACCUUCUGAAUGACCUCGUGGUGUAUUUGGUCCCCAUGCUGCUGGCUACCGCUUCCCUCACUGGCAUCCUUUGUUCUUACUCUAAGAUCGCUUCCUCCAUCCGUGGGCUGUCCUCAGCUGGAGGGGAGAAGAAAGCCCUCUCCACCUGUGCGUCCCACCUCGCGGCUCUCUCUGUAUUUUAUGGCACAGGCCUGGGCGUGUACAUCAGUUCUGUCUCAGCGCACAGCUCACACGAGAGCGCCACAGCGUCCGUGAUGUACACCGUUGUCACCCCCAUGCUGAACCCCUUCAUCUAUAGCCUGAGGAACAGAGAUGUCAAGAGGGCUCUGCUGAGACUCUUUGGAAGGAAACUCUGAAAGAAUCCACUGUCUUAGGCCUGAGGGAUGUCUGC
Cavia porcellus (domestic guinea pig) is the source of this 965-nucleotide messenger RNA. RefSeq names its product olfactory receptor 7A17-like. Gene Ontology annotation, biological process: G protein-coupled receptor signaling pathway. The record is from RefSeq and is a predicted model, not a curated record. The transcript has a single exon. Bases 1 to 930 code for a protein of 309 amino acids. Gene Ontology annotation, cellular component: plasma membrane. Gene Ontology annotation, molecular function: olfactory receptor activity; G protein-coupled receptor activity. NCBI's taxonomy places the organism in Eukaryota, Metazoa, Chordata, Mammalia, Rodentia, Caviidae.